UAUGUAUCAUCACAGCAUCUCAGAGCCCAGCUCUUCCUCAGACCUAACGGAACAUGACGAGAACGACCUAAUUAAGAUGUUCAAACUGAUGAACUCAAUCAGUGGUAAACCCGUCGAUCUGAAGGAUCUAAAACUGAGGUUUUUGAGCAACGGGAUGAAAGUUUCGGAGAGCGACUUGGCUUAUCUGAUGAAGGUUUUGGAUGAAGAGCUGUACAAGCCAGUCAAGUUUAAGAAGUUCAAGCGAAUACUCCGGCCGUACUUUAAUCAGGAACAUUUAUACUCUGAUAUAAAAGAGAGCUGGGAUUUGUUUCCCAAAGAUGCAGAAGGGACAAUAACUCAGGACACGUUGCGUGGUAUUCUCAGUGACCAGGGGAUAGAGAUUACUAAGGAGGAUCUGCAGAGCAUGUUCAAUCUCAUGGAUAAGAAUAAGGACGGAAAGUUAGAUCUCAAGGACUUUGCACAGUAUCAGGACUGUUGAAAUUGUGUUGGGGACAAUAUUCUGAAAGCACGUAAUCGAUAAAGUUUUUGUACGUCCUCAGUAAGAUCUAAAAACUUGCCUUGCCCUACAAUAUUUGGAUAUUAUAAUAUGUUCGAUGAACUAUUUACUAAUAUUAUGCAGUAACCAUAAUAUAUAAUCCAACGAAUUUGAAGAAUAGUUAUUCUCAGAACAGCAAUAAUAUGUUCGAAUAAUUUAUUUAAUUUACUUGGUUCGUCUCUCCAAGAUCAGCCUGCUUCUCCAUUUUACGGUGAAGCCUAAUUUCUAGUUUUUAUAAAUACAAUGCAAGUGCAUGUUUACUAAUUUUACUUAACAACUCAAUAGUCUAAGUCACUAUACCCGUAGUAUAUUCCUUGGUAAUAGAAUAACUUUAAAGUUUUUCAA
Bolinopsis microptera is the source of this 880-nucleotide messenger RNA. Its product is annotated as centrin-4-like. The transcript is spliced from 3 exons. NCBI's taxonomy places the organism in Eukaryota, Metazoa, Ctenophora, Tentaculata, Lobata, Bolinopsidae. Gene Ontology annotation, molecular function: calcium ion binding. The coding region runs from base 2 to 478 and encodes 158 amino acids. The record is from RefSeq and is a predicted model, not a curated record.